Molecule: messenger RNA, 2362 nt
Organism: Cebus imitator (Panamanian white-faced capuchin)
Lineage: Eukaryota; Metazoa; Chordata; Mammalia; Primates; Cebidae
Gene: SLC23A1
Product: solute carrier family 23 member 1
Exons: 15
Coding region: 116-1912 (598 amino acids)
Biological process (GO): transmembrane transport
Cellular component (GO): membrane
Molecular function (GO): transmembrane transporter activity
Source: RefSeq, a predicted model, not a curated record
UGGUUACAGAUUUACUUCGAACAAUGCCUGAUAUGUGGAGUAAAGUCCUCCUCCUUGGCUUUCGUAAAGUCAUCCCCUCUUCUCCUCAGGAACAGCUCAAACCUGUGCCCCAGAGAUGAGGGCCCAGGAGGACCCCGAGGGCCGGACACAGCAUGAAUCCACCAGGGACCCCCCGAUGCCCCUACCCACAGAGCCCAAGUUUGACAUGUUGUAUAAGAUCGAGGACGUGCCACCUUGGUACCUGUGCAUCCUGCUGGGCUUCCAGCACUACCUGACAUGCUUCAGUGGCACCAUCGCUGUGCCCUUCCUGCUGGCCGAGGCGCUGUGUGUGGGCCAUGACCAACACAUGGUCAGUCAGCUCAUUGGCACCAUCUUCACGUGCGUGGGCAUCACCACUCUCAUCCAGACCACCCUGGGCAUCCGGCUGCCUCUGUUCCAGGCCAGUGCCUUUGCAUUUCUGGUUCCAGCCAAAGCCAUAUUGGCUCUGGAGAGAUGGAAAUGCCCUCCGGAAGAGGAGAUCUACGGUAACUGGAGUCUGCCCCUGAAUACCUCUCAUAUCUGGCACCCACGGAUACGGGAGGUCCAGGGUGCAAUCAUGGUGUCCAGCGUGGUGGAGGUGGUGAUUGGCCUGCUGGGGCUGCCUGGGGCCCUGCUCAACUACAUUGGGCCUCUCACGGUCACCCCCACUGUCUCCCUCAUUGGCCUCUCUGUCUUCCAAGCUGCUGGCGACCGAGCUGGCUCCCACUGGGGCAUCUCAGCUUGCUCUAUUCUCCUGAUCAUCCUCUUCUCCCAGUACCUGCGCAACCUCACCUUCCUGCUGCCUGUCUACCGAUGGGGCAAGGGCCUCACUGUCCUCCGCAUCCAGAUCUUCAAAAUGUUUCCUAUCAUGCUGGCCAUCAUGACCGUGUGGCUGCUCUGCUAUGUCCUGACCUUGACGGACGUGCUGCCCACAGACCCAAAAGCCUAUGGCUUCCAGGCACGAACUGAUGCCCGUGGUGAUGUCAUGGCUAUUGCGCCCUGGAUCCGAAUCCCCUACCCCUGUCAGUGGGGCCUGCCCACAGUAACUGCGGCUGCUGUCCUGGGAAUGUUCAGUGCCACUCUAGCAGGCAUCAUUGAGUCCAUCGGAGAUUACUACGCCUGUGCGCGCCUGGCUGGUGCCCCACCCCCUCCAGUACAUUCUAUCAACAGAGGCAUCUUCACCGAAGGCAUUUGCUGCAUCAUCGCGGGGCUAUUGGGCACGGGCAACGGGUCCACCUCCUCCAGUCCCAACAUUGGCGUCCUGGGGAUUACCAAGGUGGGCAGCCGGCGCGUGGUGCAGUACGGUGCAGUUAUCAUGCUGGUCCUGGGCACUGUCGGCAAGUUCACGGCCCUCUUCGCCUCGCUCCCUGACCCCAUCCUGGGGGGCAUGUUCUGCACUCUCUUUGGCAUGAUUACAGCUGUGGGGCUGUCCAACCUGCAGUUCGUGGACAUGAACUCCUCUCGCAACCUCUUCGUGCUCGGAUUUUCCAUGUUCUUCGGGCUCACGCUGCCCAGUUACCUGGAGUCGAACCCUGGCGCCAUCAAUACAGGCAUUCUUGAAGUGGAUCAGAUUCUGACGGUGCUGCUGACCACGGAGAUGUUUGUGGGCGGGUGCCUUGCUUUCAUACUUGACAACACAGUGCCAGGGAGCCCAGAGGAGCGUGGUCUGACACAGUGGAAAGCUGGGGCUCAUGCCAACAGUGACACGUCUUCCAGCCUCAAGAGCUACGAUUUCCCCAUUGGGAUGGGCAUAGUAAAAAGAACUGCUUUUCUGAAAUACAUUCCUAUCUGCCCAGUCUUCAAAGGAUUUUCUUCAAGUUCAAAAGAUCAGUUUCCAAUUCCAGAAGACACUCCAGAAAAUACAGAAACUGCAUCUGUGUGCACCAAGGUCUAAAAAAUGACUUCCAGGAAAGGAAGCAUGGCAAAUAACAGGCAAAGAAAACUACAUGGCAAACAAGACCUAAGUCCAAAAUCCCAGCUCUACCCCUAACUUCUACGUAAAUUCAGAUAAGUCACUUUUCUCUGGGAUUCCUUUUUUUUUUUGCAUCAGAUAAAAAAAAAGGGGGCGAGGGGGGGGGCAAAGUCUGAGUCUUAGAGACUUGUGCCAAUGUUAUGCUAUGUCGCUAAAUCUUUACUCUCCUAAGCAGACUUGUCAGCAUCUAGGAAGAACAGCUAGAAAUUUUCCUCUGCGAUAUUUUAGAUUGCAAGUUGAUAAAAAUAAAAAGAAAUGAGGGCAGGUUCCAGGGCCUGAAAUGUAAGUAUGCUAGCAGGCUUUUACAAUGAAUUUGACCCUGUAUCACUUCAAGACUAACGCAUAGUAUUAAAUGUGAUGUUGGAGAAAUAA